Meleagris gallopavo (turkey) is the source of this 2020-nucleotide messenger RNA. RefSeq names its product nuclear envelope integral membrane protein 1 (gene NEMP1). Gene Ontology annotation, cellular component: nuclear envelope. Lineage: Eukaryota; Metazoa; Chordata; Aves; Galliformes; Phasianidae. The record is from RefSeq and is a predicted model, not a curated record.
CGCCGGUGUGGGUGGGGCGGCGGAAGCGGAAGUUGGCGGGGACGCCAUGGCGGGAGGGAUGAAAGCGGUCCCGGGGCGGCGGCGGAUCCUGGGCGCGCUGCUGCUCCUCCUUCUGCCGCCUCCGCUGGGCGGUGCCGGCGUUGGGGAGGAGGUGAUCGUGCUGCAGGAGGGCUCUGAGUGCUGCCACAACACCUCGCGCCACUUCUGCUACACCAACGUGCGCAGCCCCUGCUGGCGAGACAUCUGGACCAGGAUGCAGAUCUGGGUGAACAGCAACCACGUGAUCCGUGUCACCCAGGUGGGCAGCGAGGAGGAGCUGAGGGAGUUGGAGGAGUCCAAGGUGUGGAAUUUCCUCUCCUCCCUGCUGAAGGAGAAACUGAACAGCACCAACAUCGACAUGGAUCUCUACAGCAACAAAACCUGCCUGAAGGUUGAGCUGUUGGAGGCUGGCACCAGAUACUGCAUUGUGCUGUCCCGCUGGUUUGACCCUAAACUGUUCCUGGUUUUCUUCCUGGGCCUGUUGUUGUUCUUCUGUGGGGACGUGCUGAGCAGGAGCCAGCUUUUCUUCUACUCAGCUGGGAUAAGCAUUGGCUUGCUGGCCUCGCUGCUCAUCCUCAUCUACGUGAUGUCCAAGGCCAUGCCCAAGAAAAGUCCUGUUUACUUCCUGCUGCUAGGAGGCUGGUCCUUUUCCCUGUACCUGCUUCAGCUGGUCUUCAAGAACCUGCGGGAGAUAUGCAAGUCCUACUGGCAGUACCUGCUGGGCUACCUGCUGCUCAUGGGCUUUGUGAGCUUUGGAGUGUGCUACAGGUACGGCCCGCUGGAGAAUGAGCGCAGCAUCAACCUGCUCUCCUGGGCCCUGCAGCUCCUGGGCCUGGCACUGAUGUAUUUGGGCAUCCAGAUCCGCCCCAUCGCCCUGGCCUUGGUGCUCAUCGCUGUCUGCACCAAGAACAUGGACUACCCCCUGCAGUGGAUCUAUGGUGUCUACAAGAGAGCACAGAGUGCCCGGCUGGGGCCGAGCCCCCCUCGCCUGCUGACCGAAGAGGAAUAUCGCAUUCAGGGUGAAGUGGAGACACGUAAAGCCCUCGAGGAGCUUCGAAACUACUGCAGAAGCCCAGAUUUCUCUGCCUGGACUGCAGUGUCCCGCAUCCAAUCUCCCAAAAGGUUUGCUGAGUUUGUGGGUGGUUCCUCCCACCUCACUGCCAGCGAGGUGUCCUUCCAUGAGCAGGAGUACGGCCUGGGCGGGGAGUUCCUCGAGGAGCAGCUUUUUGAGGAGGAUGAGGAGGAAGAUUUUCUCUAUGGAGAGACAGCACGAGCUGCUUGUGGUCCCACAACCCGCCUGACUGCUGAUUGAGGGUGUGGAUGGAGCAAAAGGUCCGUCUCGCGUGCGUGUCCCCACCGGGAUGACACGUUUAUAGGGGGAACUUUGGACCUCUCCUGACAGUACCUGCGUGCUCAGCACCUGCUUGCUGCCAGGCUGCUCCUCCUCGUGCUGCUGCUCACCAAAGCUGUGACUCUGUCUUGUUUUAAUACCAAAAACCCCGUGCUUCCUGGGCAGAGAUGCAGCUCCUCUGGCUCACUGCAGAGCUCAAGGAACACUUGUGAAGGUGUCUGUGAUACGGGUCCUGCUCCCAGCGGGUGGGAGCUGCUGCUGCUCUCUGCUUGCAGCCCUCUGGCCUCAGGGGCUGUUCCCACAAUGCAGGGUGGGAGCUCUGCUGCUGGCAGUCAGGACAGUACGAACUUUGACAAAGCGCAAGCAUAGAGGAAAUGCCCCAAUCUAUGCAACGUUUUAGCAAUAAACCUGCCUUCCUGUAAGCCUUACUGCCCUCCUGCUGCUGCCUAAACGCCUCUCGCUUGUGCUGCUGCCCCUGGCUUUGCUGUCCAUUUGUUUCUGGCCCAGGUUUUCUUCCCCUGCCCCCUGCUUUGGUGCAAGCAACCUCUAUAGAUGCUUCUCCCCCGUCCGUUUCGUGUGGCUAAUGCAGACUGACGAUUGUAUUUUUUAAUAAAGGUGUAUUUUCAUGAC